UCCAACAGCAGAAACAGAACUUUCCUCUGUCCAGCUGCGUGUCCUUGAAGAGUAACCAGUCAAAGGGUCGACCUGUUGACUUCAAACAUGGACAUAAGUCUGAUGAUCAAAAGAGGAUCAAACAGCAGCAAGACUCUCGUGUAUCCAGCUGUGUGUCCAUGAAGAGUGACCGGUCAAAGGGUCGACCUGUUGACUUCAAGAGUGGACAGCAAUCUGUUGAUCCAGGGGUCUUUCUACAGAGACCAGAUCCCUCUGAAAUCAGCUGUGUGUCCAUGAAGAGUGACCGGUCAAAGGGUCGACCUGUUGACUUCAAGAGUCAAAGCGUUCAGCAACAGAGCUUCGAGGUUUCCAGUGGUCAGUCUGCCCAGCAGCAUCAAACUCACCUGGACUCCAUAUUCAUGCUGCUUGAAGAGAACAUUGUCAGUUUUGUGAAGAAUGAACUGAAUAAAUUCCAGAAGGUUCUGAAUCCAGAUUACCCAGAAUACUCCGAGAUUCAGAGUGAGAAUAAGGAGGUGUUGGAUGGUGGUGAUGAAGAGCAGAGGAGGAGCAGCAGGGAGGCGUUUCUGAAGAUCACACUGCACUUUCUUAGGAGAAUGAAACAGGAGGAGCUGGCUGACUGUCUGCAGAGAAGAACUGGUGCUGCAGCUCUCUUAUGCCAAAAGAAAUUUAAAUCUAACCUGCAGAAGAAGUUCCAGUGUGUGUUUGAGGGGAUCGCUAAAGCAGGAAACCCAACCCUUCUGAAUCAGAUCUACACAGAGCUCUACAUCACAGAGGGAGGGACUGCAGAGGUCAAUGAUGAACAUGAGGUCAGACAGAUUGAAACAGCAUCCAGGAAACCAGACAGACCAGAAACAACCAUCAGACAAGAAGACAUCUUUAAAGCCUCACCUGGAAGAGAUGAACCAAUCAGAACAGUGAUGACAAAGGGAGUGGCUGGCAUUGGGAAAACAGUCUUAACACAGAAGUUCACUCUGGACUGGGCUGAAGACAAAGCCAACCAGGACAUACAGUUCACAUUUCCAUUCACUUUCAGAGAGCUGAAUGUGCUGAAAGAGAAAAAGUACAGCUUGGUGGAACUUGUUCAUCACUUCUUUACUGAAACCAAAGAAGCAGGAAUCUGCAGGUUUGAAGAGUUCCAGGUUGUGUUCAUCUUUGACGGUCUGGAUGAGUGUCGACUUCCUCUGGACUUCCACAACAAUGAGAUCCUGACUGAUGUUACAGAGUCCACCUCAGUGGAUGUGCUGCUGACAAACCUCAUCAGGGGGAAACUGCUUCCCUCUGCUCGCCUCUGGAUAACCACACGACCUGCAGCAGCCAAUCAGAUCCCUCCUGACUGUGUUGACAUGGUGACAGAGGUCAGAGGGUUCACUGACCCACAGAAGGAGGAGUACUUCAGGAAGAGAUUCAGAGAUGAGGAGCAGGCCAGCAGAAUCAUCUCCCACAUCAAGACAUCACGAAGCCUCCACAUCAUGUGCCACAUCCCAGUCUUCUGCUGGAUCACUGCUACAGUUCUGGAGGAUGUGAUGAAGACCAGAGAGGAAGGAGAGCUGCCCAAGACCCUGACUGAGAUGUACAUCCACUUCCUGGUGGUUCAGUCCAAACUGAAGAAUGUCAAGUAUCAUGGAGGAGCUGAGACAGAUCAUCAGUGGAGUCCAGAGAGCAGAGAGAUGAUUGAGUCUCUGGGAAAACUGGCUUUUGAUCAGCUAAAGAAAGGCAACCUGAUCUUCUAUGAAUCAGACCUGACAGAGUGUGGCAUCGAUAUCAGAGCAGCCUCAGUGUACUCAGGAGUAUUCACACAGAUCUUUAAAGAGGAGAGAGGACUGUACCAGGACAAGGUGUUCUGCUUCAUCCAUCUGAGUGUUCACGAGUUUCUGGCUGCUCUUCAUGUCCAUCUGACCUUCAUCAACUCUGGAGUCACCCUGAUGGCAGAAGAACCAACAGGCACCACCCGGCUGCCUAAAGUCUUCAGAGACAAACCUAAACCAACAUAUCUCCACCAGAGUGCUGUGGACAAGGCCUUACAGAGUCCAAAUGGACACCUGGACUUGUUCCUCCGCUUCCUCCUGGGUCUGUCUCUGGAGACCAAUCAGAAACACCUACGAGGUCUGCUGACACAGAAAGGAAGUGGCUCAGACACCAAUCACAAAACAGUCAAGUACAUCACAAAGAAGAUUGGUGAGAAUCUGUCUGCAGAGAGAAGCAUCAACCUGUUCCACUGUCUGAAUGAACUUAAUGAUCGUUCUCUAGUGGAGGAGAUCCAGCGGUACCUGAGUUCAGGAAGUCUCUCCAGAGAUAAACUCUCAUCUGCUCAGUGGUCAGCUCUGGUCUUCAUCUUACUGUCAUCAGAAAAAGAUCUGGACGUGUUUGACCUGAGUUCAGAGGAGGCUCUUCUGAGGCUGCUGCCAGUGGUCAAAGCCUCCAACAAAGCUCUGCUGAGUGGCUGUAACCUCUCAGAGAGAAGCUGUGAAGCUCUGUCCUCAGUUCUCAGCUCCCAGCUGUCCUCAGUUCUCAGCUCCCAGUCCUCCAGUCUGAGACACCUGGACCUGAGUAACAACGACCUGCAGGAGUCCAGGUUGAACCUGUUGUCUGCUGGACUGAAGAGUCCACACUGUACCCUGGAGACACUUAGGCUGGGUGUAUGUAAACUGUCAUGGCGAAGCUGUGAGGCUCUGUCCUCAGUUCUCAGCUCCCAGCCCUCCAGUCUUAGAGACCUGGACCUGAGAAACAACGACCUCCAGGAUUCAGGAGUGAAGCUGCUGUCUGCUGGAUUGGAUAGUCCACACUGUACACUGGAAAUGUUCGGUCUGUCAGGAUGUAUGGUCUCAGAGGAAGGCUGUGUUGCUCUGGCCUCAGCUCUGAAGUCCAACCCCUCCCAUCUGAGAGAGCUGGACCUGAGCUACAAUCAUCCAGGAGACUCAGGAGUGAAGCUGCUGACGGCUGGACUGGAGGAUCCACUCUGGAGACUGGACACUCUCAGGCUGGACCAUGCUGGGAAACAGAGGUUAAAACCUGGUCUGAGAAAGUAUGCCUGUGAACUUAGAGUGGACAAAAACACCACUCACAAAAAGCUCAAACUGUCUGAAGACAACAGGAAGGUGACCCUGGUGGGAGAGAAAGAACAGCCUUAUCCCAGUCAUGCAGACAGAUUUGACGGCUGCUGUCAGCUGCUGUGUAUAAAUGGUCUGACUGGUCGCUGUUACUGGGAAGUGGAGUGGAGAGGAGAGGUUGAUGUAGCAGUGACGUACAGAGGAAUCAGAAGGACAGGAAACAUUGCUGACUGCAGGUUUGGAAGAAACAAUCAGUCGUGGACUCUGAGCUGCUGGGAUGGUGGUUACUCCGUCUGGCACAGUAACAGAGAAACAGUCCUCCGUCUCUCCUCGUCCUCCUCCUCUGUCUCUGGUAGAGUAGCAGUGUAUGUGGACUGUCCUGCUGGGACUCUGUCCUUCUACAGGGUCUCCUCUGACACACUGAUCCACCUCCACACCUUCAACACCACAUUCACUGAACCUCUUUAUCCUGGGUUUGGCUUUGGGUUUGGCUUUGGGGUAGAGUCCUUGAUGCUGUCACUGGACUCCUCAGUUUCUCUGUGUCCACUGUAGGAGGACAAGUCUAUC
Epinephelus moara (kelp grouper) is the source of this 3614-nucleotide messenger RNA. Its product is annotated as NLR family CARD domain-containing protein 3-like. The record is from RefSeq and is a predicted model, not a curated record. Gene Ontology annotation, molecular function: protein binding. NCBI's taxonomy places the organism in Eukaryota, Metazoa, Chordata, Actinopteri, Perciformes, Serranidae.